Messenger RNA from Bipolaris maydis ATCC 48331, 222 nucleotides. Lineage: Eukaryota; Fungi; Ascomycota; Dothideomycetes; Pleosporales; Pleosporaceae. The record is from RefSeq and is a predicted model, not a curated record.
AUGCUCCCAACACGGGCCUGCGAACCGCCGCUGACGCUGGCUGCAUACAGACUACUGGUAGCACUUAGUACUUACAUGCUACACGGAUACAGCUGCCAGCUGCUACCGUGGGCGUGUGCGGGUGGUGCUGGUGCUGGUGCUGGUGCUGGGACUGGUGCUGGUCUUGGUGCCGGUGCUGGUGCUGGUUGCUGGUCCUCGUCCUCGUACCCGCACCCGUACUAG